Molecule: messenger RNA, 6066 nt
Organism: Closterium sp. Naga37s-1
Lineage: Eukaryota; Viridiplantae; Streptophyta; Zygnematophyceae; Desmidiales; Closteriaceae
Source: the annotation of a GenBank genome assembly
AUGGAGCUUCCGCCCGAUGCCCAGCGGGGCAAAAGCCGCGCGGCGGCCGUGAGCCCGUUGGUGCUGCGCGAAAUCGUCGCCGUGCGACGCGCGCAUCCCGAGCUCGCGAACGAGCACAUCGCGACGGCCGUCAACGCGCAGUACGGCACGCGCCUCGGCAGCAGCGACAUCGAUCGACUCUAUCGAAAGGCCACCGUCGAAAGCAGCGUAGGGAAGAAUAAGUUCGUUCGUUAUAAGAACGCGGAGCUUGAGGCGGAGUUGGCGCGUUGGACGCGCGAGAGGCGGCUCCGUCUCGAAGCGUGGUGGGCGGCGCGGGGGAAGACAAAGGUCCAGAGGUCGAGCAUCGUGCAUAACCUGCAGAAACACGCGCGGCGCGUCGCAGAGCGGUUCGGCGUGCCUCCUCUGUUCGAGUUCGAGCGCUGGUGGUGCUGCGAAGUGCUGCGCGACGCGGGUCUCGACGAGUGCGGCGAGGAGGUGGGGACGCGCUCGGGGGACGAAGGGGGGACGCGGGGGAGGGACGAGGCGGAAACGCGCGACACGCAGGGGGAGAAACAGGACGACCGCGUCGCACGCGGUAACGGAGAGGCGCCGGACUCCGCUAGUGCUGGCGAAGGCGGCUUAGGCGGCGCUGCGGCAGGCGAGCUGAGUGCGGGCACAAGCGGCGGGGGCGAUGAGGGCGGAGAGGCCGACGAGGAGCAGGUACCUGCGGGCGCACCGUCGUGGGCGCGGGGCAGCGCCGCCGCGGCCGUGCGCUCCAGCAGCACGCCCAACGGCGGGUCGGCCGCGGCGCCGGGCGCGGCCAACGCGGCUGCGAGCGCGCUGGCAGCGCGCGUGCGGUACGAGGUGGCGAUGCUGGCGUGCGUGCGGCCGUUCCUGAGCCCGCGGAUCGUGACGGCCGCCGUGCACGCGCGCUACGGGCUGUGGCUCAUCCCCAAGUACGUCCGCCACAUCGUCCAGGAGAGCCGCCGCUGGGUGCGCGCGGACGCGGGGGAGGGGAGCGCGCCCGGCGCGGCGGACGCGGGGGAGAGCGCGCUGGAGGAGGCAGUGGCGCUGUGGGUGGUGGCGGAGGAGGAGGGCGCGGGGCGCGCUGUGAGCCGCGCGCAGCUGGUGGGGAAGGCGAGGGAGCUGGCACGGGGGUGCGGCGUGGAGGAGGGGCGGUGCACUGAGUCAUGGGCGAGCAGGUUCGUGCGGCGGUACGGGCUGCUGCUGCUGCGCCUGGCUGAGGCACGCCGGGGCGCCGGGGAGGGGGGCGAUGGGGAGAGGACAGGAGUGGAGAAGGGGAAGGGCGGAGGGGCGGAAGGAAGAAGUGGGAGUGAAGUGGAGUGGUGGCGGAGAGGCAGGAGGAGGCUGAGGAAGAAAGUGAGGCGCAUGGGAACAGCGAGUGACGAUGAGGAUGCGGAGGGGGAGAACUUUGAGGAGGAGUAUGAGGAGGACUGGGCGGGGUUUGAUGGUUGUGAUGCUGCUGGUACUGCUGGUGCAGCUGGGGCUGCUGGUGGUGCUACUGCUGCUGCUGGGGCGAGCGCGAGCAGGAGCACGGGGUGGGAGAGGGACAGGCGGAUGGGGCUGCUGGCGGGGGUGGAGAACCCGUACCGCCAUGCACGCGCUCUGCUCAUGCGCCUGGCUCGCCACGAGGGCGCCAUGCUGCCCUCCCACGUGCUGGAGGAGGCCCUUCUGGACGCCCACCUGCUGCCGCCACUGCCAGCAUCAGAAUCACCAGUACCAGCGCCACGAGAGGACCACGUGCAGCGUGGCGAGUCAUCAGCGCCAGCAGCGCCAUCAGCGCCAGCAGCGCCAGCAGCGCCAGCAGAGGGACGUGAGGAGCCUGUGGGCCGUGCUGUGUCACAGGGAGAGGCGGUGGAGAGGCAAGGGGAGGCAGACCUGGGGCGAGCAGGGGAUGGUGGCGGUGGGAGAGGGGAGGGAACAGGGGAUGGUGGCAGUGGGAGAGAAGAGGGUGCAGUGGGUGGCACCGAACAGUCCCCAUCUCCUUGGCACGAUGAUGCAUGGCGCUCCGUGUCCCCUCUGCCCGCCAUGGACAGCCCCGAGCUGCAGGCGCUGCAGAGGGAGGUGAGCACCGAGAGCGUUGUGCUGCCCCACUUCCACUUCCACCGCCUGCCGCCCGCCUUCCGGGGCAGCACUGGUGGGGGAGAGGGGGCAGGUGGAAGGGGGGGGGAGCGAAGAGGAGGCGAGAGUGGAGGCGGGAGGGCUGAGGAGGAGGCGGGGGUGGAGCAGGAGGAGGGAGAGGGGGAGGGCGGGCGGGUGUACCUGGUGUGUGGGGAUGCGGCGGCAGGCGUGGUGGUGGAGCGGCAGCUGCCAGGCCUCACACUGAGUCGCAUCAGAGCCAUCUGCCUGGCCGCCCUCGCCCGCCCCCACCUGCCCCACGCCCACCUGCUGCACGCCAUUGACCAGGCGUGGGGGCUGGUGCUCUCCCCCCUUGACCUGCGCGCCAUCCUCGCCCAGACCCCCAGGUGUGCCUCCCUCGCCUCGCCCCCCCUUCCACCACCCUCGCUCCCUCACUCGCCCUCCACCAUCUUUGCCUUGGCACCGUCGUGGAUGGUGCUGCCGGGGGGCAUAGAGAGGGCGGGGGUGGAGGGGCGGGUGAAGGAGCGCGUGCAGAGGGAGGAGGGGCAGAGGGCGGGGCGAGUGGAGGUGGUGCUGCUGCAGUGGGUGCAGCAGCUGUCCGCCACCAUCCUCCUCGACCGCGCCCGCUUCUCCUUCCCGCCUGGCUUCCGCUGGGGCUCGCCUGCUGCUGAAGCCAGCAGUGCUGCUGCUGGUUCUGCUGCUGCCGCCGGUGCUGCAACUCCCAGUGGUGCUCAGAGUGGAGACGGUGAGGAUGGUGGCACUGCUGCUGCUGCAGGUGGGAUCAUGGAGGAGCAUAUGAGGCGCCUCUUUGGCCCACUGGACCCGGGAGGGGGGUCAUCCACCACCGUUCAACCUCAUCUUGGUGGGACCGUGAGCGCGCAGGUGGGUGGGAGCCUGCUGGGGAAGCACGGGGUGCCGUUCAUUCUCACGCGCCCCAUGCUGCGCCAGGCAGCCCGCCGCAUCGCCCCGCUGCUGUACCGCAGCGGCAGGGGCUACCCCAAGCUCGAGAUCUACUGGUGCCGCCGCUUCCUGCGCCGCCUCGAGGCCCUGCGGUCGCUGGCACGCCUGAAGCUCACUUCUGCCCGCCAGGGGGACCCGGCGCCCGUUGUGAUCCGGUGGCCGACGGCAGGUGAGCCAGCAGCAGCAGUGGUGGUGGCGGCGGUGCAGCGGGCGCUGUGUGAGUGGGUGGCGGAGGGGGUGGUGGGGCGGCGAGCGGACGAGGAGGAGGCGCGGGAGCAGGCAGUGGUGGUGGGCGCGGUGCAGGCCACGUGGGGCGUGGCGGUGGGCGAGGAGCUGCUGGCUCUGCUGUGGCAGCAGCGCUCCCAGCUGCUGGGCCACGCGUGGGAGGGGCGCAUCAGAGCACGGCUGGCAGGUGGCGUGCAGCAGAGGGAGGGUGGCGAUGGGGAGAAGGAGGUGAAGGCUGGGGAUGAUGGUGAGGGGCAGGUGGGGCAGGUGAAGGGGCAGGUGGGGCAGGAGAAGGGAAAGGUGGGGCAGGAGAAGGGAAGGGUGGGGCAGGAGAAGGGGCAGGUGGGGCAGGAGAAGGGGCAGGUGGGGCAGGAGAAGGUUCAGGUGGGGCAGGAGAAGGGGCAGGUGGGGCAGGAGAAGGGAAAGGUGGGGCAGGAGAAGGGCGUUUAUGGGGACCCCAGCGCGGUGCUGCUGCAGUGGGUGGCGUGGCGGGACGUGCGUGCAUUGCUGCUGGCACUGGACGGGCCGCAGUGGCAUGGCAGGCUGCUGGCACGUGUGGCAUGCAAGGUGUAUCGGGGGGUUGUAUGCAGGGCCGGGCAGGACCACUGCACCGUGCAUGCGGUGAAGCAAGGUGCAAGCAGGGACGGGCAGGGCCAGCGCACGGUGCAUGCAGUGGCGCAAGGUGUGUGUGGUGGAGGUGGAGGGAACGGGAAGAGGAGGCGUGAAGGGGAGGGAACGUGGGUGCGAUGCGUGCGACAAGGGUACUGGUACUUUGAUCGCAGUGGGAUUGCUGAUGCUCAUGUUGGUGAUGGUGGUGAUGGUGGGAAUAACGAUGAUAGUGAUGAUGAUGAUGGUGGUGCUGGCGAUGGUGGUGGUGGUGGCGGUGGUGGUGGCAUGGGAUCAUGGCCACACAGCGAGCACCAAGUGGGAGGUCGAAGCCACCCUGCAGGGCGGCAGUACAGCGCAGCGCCUGCCUGCCAGCCACGGCCGAUUGCUCCCCGCCCCACCCCGCCCACGGCAGAGGCAGCGCUGGCAGGUGCAGGAGCAGCAGCGACGGUGGGGGUGGGGGUGGGGGUGGGGGCAGUGCAGCAUGGGCAGAGCACAGCAAUGGGUGCAUGGGGUGGCGCACAGGCAGCAGCAGCAGCAGGCAGAUGGCAGCAGGUGCACUCCACACAGACUGCAGCAGCAAUGCCCGCACGCUCACACGCUCACACCACGCCAUCAGCUGCUGGCCCCGUGCCUGCUUCUCUGCCCCUGCGCUCCUCUAAUCUGCAGGCAUUGCAGCAGAGCCAGCAUCUCGGGCAGCUGCUUGCAGCACAGGGGGGCUCUCAGCCCAUUCCCGCACAGCCCUGCCACCCGGGUUCCUAUCCACCCGCGUCGUACCAACCCACCUCAUAUGGGCCCACCUCUUAUCGGCCCACUUCUAAUCAACCUACUUCUUAUCAGCAGCACACCUCUCAUCAACCCACUCCUUAUCAGCCCACUUCUUAUCAACCCACCUCUUAUCAGCCCACUGCUUAUCAACCCACCUGUUAUCAGCCCAACUCUUAUCAGCCCACCUCUUAUCAGCCCACCUCUUAUCAACCCACCUCUUAUCAACCCAGCCCUUAUCAGCCCAGCUCCCGUCCGCUUGGCACACCCCAACCGAGUCGUCUCCACCAACCCUAUGCUUCCCAGCAGCACCCUCCCCUCUCUCACGUUCCCUCCUCUCACCCUCCCCCCUCUUACCCUCCCCUAUCUGCAUGCGUUGAGGGUCAGGGAACGCGAAGGAGGGAGGGGAGGAAAAGGAAGUUGCAACGAUUGAAUCGGGCAGGUAGAAAGGUUCCGAAGGAUGGGCGGGCAGGGAAACGGGCAGCAAAAGGAUCAGCUUUUCAGAAUGCAUGGAAGAUGCUGAUGGUGCGAGGGGGUGAGGAGGGCGAGGAGGGAGAGGAGGGUGAGGAGGGAGAGGAGGGAGAGGAGGAGAGGCAGCGAGACAGGGGGAAAUCGAAGCGCAAUGGGGAGCAGAGGAGGGUUACAUGGGGGGAUGCGCGCAAGGGAGUGAAUGGCAGGCGGGAUAGAAAGGCAGGGGUUGAUGGUAGAAGCAGUGGUGGCGAUAGCAGUAGUGACAGUGAGAGCAGUGCGAGUGGGAGUGAGAGUGGGAGUGAGAGUGGGAGCGAGAGUGACGGGUCUGAGGAGGGCAGCAGAGAUGAGAGCACACAGGGAGGGGAGAGCAGCCGAGUUCACCCAGGUAUCACAGCAGGCAGGGGGCAGCAGGCAGGAAGAGGGGGUGCGGGCGCGAGCAGCAGGCGGGGGAGGUUGCAUCCAGGGCUGGAGUUCUUCGUGCAGGCAGAGGCAGCAGGAGCCAUGCAGGCCACGCCUGGGGAAGGUACAUCUGUGCCGCUCUCUCUCUCCCAGAAUCUGGCUGAAGCAGUGGUGGAGACGGCACUUGUGGCGGCAGCAGUGGCCACUCCUGCUGCCACUGCUCCUGCUGCCACUGCUCCUGCUGCCACUGCUCAUACUGCCACUGCUGCUGCUGCUGCUGGCACUGCUGCUGCUGUCACUGCUGCUGCUACUGCUGGUGGCACUGCUGCUGCUGCUGCUGCUGCUGGUGGCACUGCUGCUGCUGCUGGCACUGCUGCUGCUGCUGCUGCUGCUGCUGGUGGCGGCAUGGAGACGAUUGUGACACCAGGAGUGGUGAGAGCCAUGGGGGGCAUGGGGCCCCCAAGCAGGCAGCAUGGCUCUCAUCAUCCACCCGGGAUGGCUGCCACUGCUUCCGAUGCUGCCAUGGCUUUGCGCCUCCUUGCCCCCCGCCCAUCCAACUAG